GCCUCUCCGUCCUUUCGGUCCCCGCGGCGGCAGCAGCGCUGAGCCAGCGGCGUCUACCCUGCGGCUUUACGCGCUUCCACUCCGUUCUGCGCCCUCUGCGCCGCCCGCUGCGCCACCAUGACGGAACAGGCCAUCUCUUUUGCUAAGGACUUCCUGGCCGGAGGCAUCGCCGCCGCCAUCUCCAAGACCGCUGUGGCCCCGAUCGAGCGUGUCAAGCUGCUGCUGCAGGUUCAACAUGCCAGCAAGCAGAUCGCGGCCGACAAGCAGUACAAGGGCAUCGUGGACUGCAUCGUGCGAAUUCCCAAGGAGCAGGGCAUGCUGUCCUUCUGGCGGGGCAACCUGGCCAACGUCAUCCGCUACUUCCCCACCCAAGCCCUCAACUUCGCCUUCAAGGAUAAGUACAAGCAGAUCUUCCUGGGAGGCGUGGACAAGCACACGCAGUUUUGGAGGUAUUUCGCCGGCAACCUGGCCUCGGGCGGUGCCGCGGGAGCCACGUCUCUCUGCUUCGUGUACCCCCUGGAUUUUGCCAGAACCCGUCUGGCGGCCGACGUGGGGAAAACCGGCACCGAGCGGGAGUUCAAAGGCCUCGGCGACUGCCUGGUGAAGAUCAGCAAAUCGGAUGGCAUCCGGGGGCUGUACCAGGGCUUUAACGUCUCGGUGCAGGGCAUCAUCAUCUACCGGGCCGCCUACUUCGGCAUCUACGAUACAGCCAAAGGCAUGCUCCCUGACCCCAAGAACACCCACAUCGUGGUCAGCUGGAUGAUCGCGCAGAGUGUGACGGCCGUGGCGGGCGUGGUCUCCUACCCCUUCGACACCGUGCGGAGGCGGAUGAUGAUGCAGUCCGGGCGCAAAGGAGCCGACAUCAUGUACAAGGGCACGGUGGACUGCUGGCGGAAGAUCCUGAAGGACGAGGGCGGCAAGGCCUUCUUCAAGGGCGCCUGGUCCAACGUGCUGAGGGGCAUGGGCGGCGCCUUCGUGCUGGUGCUGUAUGACGAGCUGAAGAAGGUCAUCUAGCGCGGCCCGCACGGGCACGCGGGCACCCGGGGACCAGGAGGAGCCACGCGCAACCCCUCCCUGUUCAGGGACCACUGACCUUCAGAACAUCCACCGCCCCCCCGCCCCGCCCAGCCGGGGCCCCCGCGCAGCGCCCGGGCAGGGGCUCGGGGGCAGCUCCCUGGGACCACGAGCACUGGCACACCCUGAUUCCAUGCAUUGGCGGGGAGGGGGAGGGGACCCCGGCGUCCUGGGCGCGGGGGCGGCGGUGCCGCCGCCGCUGCACCACGCAGGCGGAGAGCCGGGGCGCGCGUGCUGCGCCCGGGGACCGGGCUGGGCUUAGUUUUAUUUAAAGGAAAUCAUGUCGCCCAUUUGUACCUAAGCACUCUCGUUUUUGUUUUUUUUUUUUGCACAGCCGAGCAUCUGCGAUGACGUUCUAUGUUGGGCAUUGCUGCAAACGAUUAAAACCAGACAACAGAACUAA
Messenger RNA from Phyllostomus discolor (pale spear-nosed bat), 1477 nucleotides. Its product is annotated as ADP/ATP translocase 3. Gene Ontology annotation, cellular component: mitochondrial inner membrane. Bases 118 to 1014 code for a protein of 298 amino acids. Lineage: Eukaryota; Metazoa; Chordata; Mammalia; Chiroptera; Phyllostomidae. The transcript has 4 exons. The record is from RefSeq and is a predicted model, not a curated record. Gene Ontology annotation, biological process: mitochondrial ATP transmembrane transport; mitochondrial ADP transmembrane transport. Gene Ontology annotation, molecular function: ATP:ADP antiporter activity.